Messenger RNA from Pleuronectes platessa (European plaice), 2079 nucleotides. Its product is annotated as transmembrane protease serine 2. The coding region runs from base 284 to 1708 and encodes 474 amino acids. Gene Ontology annotation, biological process: proteolysis. Gene Ontology annotation, cellular component: membrane. Gene Ontology annotation, molecular function: serine-type endopeptidase activity; protein binding. The transcript has 12 exons. The record is from RefSeq and is a predicted model, not a curated record. Lineage: Eukaryota; Metazoa; Chordata; Actinopteri; Pleuronectiformes; Pleuronectidae.
GGGAACAGACCCAUGCAGAUGAUGAAGUGAGGGGCGUGAGCGUGAGACACAAACGUGACCACAGCGGUGUGAGAGCGAGCACGGAGCAGGACAGAGGAGUUCAUAGAGAUUAUAUUUGAAACUGUCCAGAGAGUGAAGCUGGGAGUUUAUCUUAUAGUUUUCAAUCACUCUGAGACUGAUCUGAUUCUUUCCCUGCGAGAUUGAUGCUUGAAUGAUCCGAGGAAGACUGUUUUUUCUUCUUCAUCCAUCAUUGAAAUAAAGGAUAUUGUUGGUUAAACAGAAAAUGACGACCAAUCCGUAUCGAGACUCCGCUCCGUGUGUCACCCAUGAGGAUGUAGAGUGGGAACUUCCUCCACCCAGCAGAUCAGAUGUGAAACCCCAGUAUGUUCAUCAUCUGACCCUGAAUCCUCUGCCUGAGAUCAGCCACUCCGCUCCCAACCACAAAACUGCGAAACAGAGGUGUGUGAAGUUCACUGUGGCUGCGGUCAUUUCUCUGCUGCUCCUUCUGCUGGUCACUGGAGUCCUGCUGGCCUAUUACUUUUCCUCGUCGUGUAUGCACGGGUUACAGUGUGGUGAUGGGAGCUGUGUGUGGGAGGCUCAGUGGUGUGACGGAGUGAGGGACUGUCCCGCUGGUCAGGAUGAAGCCAACUGUGUGAGGCUGCACGGCUCCAGCUUCCUCCUGCAGAUUUACUCUCCUCCGACUAAAACCUGGAGGUCCGUCUGUUCUCACGGCUGGAGCGACCUGCAGGGCGGAGCGAGCUGUCGGACCAUUGGAUACAGCAGGGGCACAUAUUGGAAAUCAGGACAACAGAAGGCUGAUUCUGAUGAUGUAUUCUUGAAAGUGAAACCUGAUUUCCACCCAGAGGUGUUCAUACUCCAACAGCUUGAGCACAGCGACUCCUGUCCCAACAACAGUGUAGUAACCUUGCGUUGCACUGACUGUGGGAGCAGGGUGAACUCCAGCGGGGCCUCGGGGGGCCAGCAGGCCGGCCUCGGGUCCUGGCCCUGGCAGGUCAGCCUGCAGGACUCCGGCUCCCACCGCUGUGGAGGAGCCAUCAUCUCCCCCUACUGGAUAGUGACAGCAGCACACUGUGUGUCCAGGAGCUCCAGUCCUGCAGACUGGACUGUGUACGCUGGAGUAGUGGCUCCAUUAGACUUCCUGUUUAACCCUGCUCGCUCUGUGAGUCGUGUCAUCGCUCAUGAGGGCUACAGCCGCCUCCCUCGCAGGAAUGACGUGGCUCUGAUGAGGCUCAGCAAAGCUCUGGACUUCUCAGGUUCCAGUAACAUCCGUCCUGUCUGUCUCCCGAAUGUUGGUGUGAACGUCUCUGCUCCUCAGGACGCCUGGAUAACACGGUUCGGUCCUACAGCAGCUGGAGACUCUCCACAGCUGAUGGAGGCUCAGGUCUCCCUCAUAGAAACUGCAGAGUGCAACAGCUCCAGCGCCUAUAAUGGCAGAUUAUCACCGGACAUGUUGUGUGCCAGAGAGACGGACGGAGCAGCGGACAUGUGCCACACUGACAGUGGUGGUCCUCUGGUGGCCCUGAGAGACGGGCUAUGGUGGCUCCUAGGGGACAACAUUUGGGGGGAGCACUGCACUGAGAUGAACAAACCAGGGGUUUACGGCAACGUCACCUAUUUUCUGAACUGGAUCCAUCGUCAGAUGAAGGUAGAAACUCGCAAGAGACAUUUUGAUUUCUUAAGGGGAUAAAUCCUGGGACAAUGCAGCAGGUCACAGACAUUAAAGCUACACACAGAUUAGGCUGGUCAGGCCUGUGCUGUGUAAACUAAUGUCUGUAUGGAUGUAUAUGUACAAAUAAUUGGUAGCAGUGGAUUUAAUCUGCCGUGAGGAGCAGCUGCGGUGAGACAGUUUCUCCAUCUGGUGCUGAGUCGUCCAGCUUGACUGAGGCUGGAUGUAAUAAUAUGUACAGCGUGUCUGAAUCACAGCAGGGUGAUGACACAAGGUUUAUCUUAUUUAUUCAGAUGUUAAAGGACUAAUCCAUGUUUGGACAUUAUGUUUAAUUGGGUUUUUGGCCUCCUUUGCUUUAAUGGCAGAGGGAAUUUAACAUAAACCAUGUGAAA